Messenger RNA from Orycteropus afer afer, 645 nucleotides. It is a transcript of the gene RPL10L, whose product is annotated as ribosomal protein L10 like. The record is from RefSeq and is a predicted model, not a curated record. Gene Ontology annotation, biological process: ribosomal large subunit assembly; translation. Gene Ontology annotation, molecular function: structural constituent of ribosome. The coding region runs from base 1 to 645 and encodes 214 amino acids. Lineage: Eukaryota; Metazoa; Chordata; Mammalia; Tubulidentata; Orycteropodidae. Gene Ontology annotation, cellular component: ribosome; cytosolic large ribosomal subunit. The transcript has a single exon.
AUGGGCCGCCGCCCUGCCCGCUGUUACCGGUACUGUAAAAACAAGCCUUAUCCGAAGUCUCGCUUCUGCCGCGGUGUCCCUGAUGCCAAGAUCCGCAUCUUUGAUCUGGGUCGGAAGAAGGCAAAAGUGGACGAGUUCCCGCUCUGUGGUCACAUGGUGUCUGAUGAAUAUGAGCAGCUCUCCUCAGAAGCCCUAGAAGCCGCCCGUAUUUGUGCCAACAAGUACAUGGUGAAAAGUUGUGGCAAAGAUGGCUUUCACAUCCGAGUGCGACUCCAUCCUUUCCACGUCAUCCGCAUCAACAAGAUGUUGUCCUGUGCUGGGGCCGACAGACUCCAGACAGGUAUGCGAGGUGCCUUUGGGAAGCCGCAGGGUACCGUGGCCAGAGUCCGUAUUGGCCAAGUCAUCAUGUCCAUCCGUACCAAGCUUCAGAACAAGGAGCAUGUGAUCGAGGCCCUGCGUAGAGCCAAGUUCAAGUUUCCUGGACGCCAGAAGAUCCACAUCUCCAAGAAGUGGGGCUUUACCAAGUUUAAUGCUGAUGAAUUUGAAGAUCUCGUGGCUAAGAAGCGCCUCAUCGCAGAUGGUUGUGGUGUCAAGUACGUCUCCAGUCGUGGCCCCCUGAGCAAAUGGCAGACCCUACGUUCCUGA